This is a messenger RNA of Amphiprion ocellaris (clown anemonefish), 2993 nucleotides long. RefSeq names its product major histocompatibility complex class I-related gene protein-like. The record is from RefSeq and is a predicted model, not a curated record. NCBI's taxonomy places the organism in Eukaryota, Metazoa, Chordata, Actinopteri, Pomacentridae. Gene Ontology annotation, cellular component: external side of plasma membrane. Gene Ontology annotation, biological process: immune response. The coding region runs from base 110 to 1204 and encodes 364 amino acids. The transcript has 9 exons.
CAGUUCAUGUUACGAUCGUUUAGUUAAUGGACACACUAUCCGACCAUACGGGCCAAAAUAUCUAUUCUGCUCCAUCUGAGAGGUUUACACACGGACUUCCAAAAAGAAAAUGAAGAAAUUAUUGGCUUUACUCUUCUUCUGUCACGUCACGUCUUCAGUGAAACACUCCUUGAUGUUUUCCCUCACUACAUCUUCUGGAGUCCCAGACUUCCCAGAGUAUAUGGGUUCUGCACUGGUUGAUGACGUUCAGGUGGGUUAUUUUGACAGCAACAUCAGGACGGCUGAACCCAAAGUGGAUUGGAUGAGAAAGUUGAUGAAGGAUGACCCACAACACCUGGAGUGGUACGUUAACAAAUGCAUCGAACACCAGCACUUCUUCAAAGCCACCAUUGACAGCUUGAUGAAACGCUUAAACCAAACCGAAGGUGCUCACAUCCUACAGCAAAUAAGUGGCUGUGAAUGGGACGAAGAAAAUGGAGACAUCAAGGGUUUUCAGCAAUAUGGAUUUAAUGGUGAAGACUUCAUAGCGCUGGACCUGAAGACUCUGACAUGGGUCGCUCCAAAUCCCCUGGCGUUCAUCACCAAACUGAAAUGGGACACAGAGACAGCUAGACUGGAGUACAAUAAAUACUACUACAUCCACGUGUACUCUGCCUGGCUGAAGAAGUAUGUGAACUACUCAAGGAGUUUUCUUCAGAGAACAGAUCAUCCUUCAGUGUCUCUCCUCCAGAAGACUCCUUCCUCUCAGGUCACCUGCCACGCUACAGGUUUCUACCCUGACAGAGCCGACUUGUUCUGGAGGAAAGAUGGACUGAAGCUUCAUGAGGACAUGGACAAAGUAGAGAUCCUCCCCAACCAUGAUGGAACCUUCCAGAUGAGUGUUGACCUGAACAUCUCAUCAAUCGCUCCUGAAGACUGGAAGAAGUACGACUGUGUGUUUCAGCUGUCUGGUGUCGAAGACGUCAUCAUCAUCAAACUGGACAAAUCAGUGAUCAGGACUAACUGGGUUUCUCCAUCAGGGUUUCCUGCUGGUGCUGUCAUUGGAGUAGUUGUAGGUCUGCUGCUGCUGUUGCUCUGCGUCACUGGACUCUUCAUCUGGAGAAAGAAGACUAACGGGUUCAAACCUGCUAACACCUCAGAUUCUGCAGACAGUAACUCAGAUUCCAGCCAAUCACAACUCUCAGGGAAGACGGGAGGAGAGUAAACUCCAGUGAAGUUGGGAUUCUGUCAACAACUUUAUUUAUCUUAUAGCAUACUUGAUUCUGUUUGCAAUUAUUAAGCCUCUGCAACUAACCCAAGUUGGAAACUCUUGUCAGUCCAGUUUCAUUUUCUCUCCAUAUUAUGCAAAAAAUGUGGACACUGUAAAUGUUUAGUUUCUUAUCCAACAUCCAAACCUAUCAGACAGGCGUCUGAUUGGAAGCCAAAAGGGCUCACUUAGCUGGAGUCAUUGAGUCAAACCGCCAUAACCCUUGAGUUUUAUUUAAUACCAUUGACUCUGUUUUAAAUGCUCCCAAGCCGGUUUGCCAGGAAGCAUCCAUCAAACUGUACAUCAAGUUUCAGGAGUUUUUUAUUGAUAAAGUUGUUAGCACAAGGGCUCUGAUCUCAGCUCCUGCCGUCGACCCCUCUGCCUCUGUCUGCUGCCCGGCUGGGCUCGAUAAAUUUGCCUGUUACUCUGUCGUUUUUGAUAGACACUGUCGGCCACAUAAAGCCAUCAGGGUCCCCUCAUGACUCCAUCCCACCUCAUUUUUUAAAAGAGGUUUUUCCAUGUAUUGGGCAGUCAGUUUUAACCGUCAUUAACAGCUGUCUGUCCACUGGCGUGGUCCCCACUAGUUUUAAACACGCUGUAGUCCAACCACUGCUGAAGAAACCUGGCCUUGACACCACAGUUUUAUCUAACUUCAGACCAAUCUCCAAGCUGCCCUUUCUUUCCAAAAUUUUAGAGAAAGUUGUUCAUGCCCAGCUGAAGUCCUUUUUAGAUGAGCACAAUGUACUGGAGGUUUUUCAGUCUGGUUUAAAGACUGCAUAGCACGAAGUCAGCACUGUUGCGGGUUUUUAAAGAUGUUCUCCUGGCAAACGACUGGGGAUUAUGUGGUUCUUGUUCGUCUGGAUUUAACUGCUGCAUUUGACACAGUGGACCACAACAUUUUAAUAUCUCAUUUGCAGCACUUGGUGGGCAUUAGUGGUAGUGCACUGCAGUGGUUUAGGUCCUAUUUGACUGGCAGAACUAUGAGUGUGAGCCUCGAUAUCUUUGAAACCCCCCCUGCUCCAUUGUCUUUUGGGGUCCCGCAGGAUUCAAUUUUAGGGCCUCUCCUUUUUUCCUGAUACCUACUUCCUAUGGGAUCCAUCCUCAGGAAGCACGGCAUCGCCUUCCAUUUUUAUGCGGAUGACACACAAAUUUAUGUGCCGUUGAAAAAGAAAGACUCUCAAUCGGUCACACUGCUUCUGUCCUGUCUUGAUGACAUUAAAGCCUGGAUGGCUUUAAAUUUUUUACGUUUUAACGAAAAGAAAACUGAGGUAAUGGUGUUUGGUCCCAGUGGCCCUUGUGAGUCUCCCCCUGUUGACUUGGGCCCCCUGGCUCACCAUGUUAAGCCAGUGGUUUCCAACCUGGAUUUUAAAAUGAACUCUGUGAAUUCAAACAGCUAAUCCACAGCUUUUCUUGCUCAAACAUCUGAUCUCAACAACUCACUCUCAAUGUUAAUAACUUCUAGUUUUACUCACAAUGUAACUGUGAAACAGAAACAACAUAUAGCUGCCACUUUAUGGUCACACUACAUAGAGAACACUAUGACCACAGGUACAUGAAAAUAUACAACUGUAAAAUCAAUUUUUGGUUAAAAAAAAAUGUUAUUUAUUUAUAGUGUUUACUUGAUGAAGACCAAAGCACAGGGGUGUCCAAAUAUUUUUUCAAAGAGGACCAGAUUUGAUACUGUGAAAAUGCUGAGGAACAACCAUCCUGCUGACAUUCUUUGAACCAUUAAAGUUGAAUGCCAAUG